Molecule: messenger RNA, 2218 nt
Organism: Pararge aegeria (speckled wood butterfly)
Lineage: Eukaryota; Metazoa; Arthropoda; Insecta; Lepidoptera; Nymphalidae
Gene: Prps
Product: ribose-phosphate pyrophosphokinase 2
Exons: 1
Coding region: 216-1241 (341 amino acids)
Biological process (GO): 5-phosphoribose 1-diphosphate biosynthetic process; purine nucleotide biosynthetic process; ribonucleoside monophosphate biosynthetic process
Cellular component (GO): cytoplasm; ribose phosphate diphosphokinase complex
Molecular function (GO): magnesium ion binding; ribose phosphate diphosphokinase activity
Source: RefSeq, a predicted model, not a curated record
UCAUUCAAUAAAUAUAAAAACGUGCGUGCGAGACAGCCAGCGCGUAAAUUGCGGCGUAUUUGCGGGUUGAGGAGAGCAUAUUAUUGUUCUGUGGAGCAGAGUCCCCACGUUGCACUAAGUGGCUCGUCUAAUUAAUUAGACCUCCGUGUGUGGAUCAUUGUUUCGUUCCUGUAGUCCCACGGUGAACGAACGGAGUUCAUUUCACUCCGGCGCUGAUGAAAUCAACUAUUAAUCUAGAAGAAGUAGUGAAUAAAUUAGAUCACUUUUCACCCCUAACAACCAGAAUGCCUAACAUCAAAGUGUUCAGUGGUAGUUCGCAUCCGGACUUGGCGCAGAAGAUCGUCGACCGUCUCGGAAUCGAUCUAGGCAAAGUGGUAACCAAGAAAUUUAGCAACAUGGAAACGUGUGUCGAGAUUGGCGAAUCAGUACGCGGGGAAGACGUUUACAUCGUCCAAAGUGGCAGUGGUGAAAUAAACGACAACUUAAUGGAGUUGCUAAUUAUGAUCAACGCUUGCAAGAUAGCUUCCGCAUCCCGCGUUACAGCGGUCAUACCUUGUUUCCCGUACGCUAGGCAAGACAAAAAAGACAAGAGCAGAGCGCCUAUUACAGCUAAACUCGUCGCUAACAUUUUAUCAGUGUCUGGCGCGGACCAUAUCAUAACUAUGGACCUUCACGCGUCGCAAAUCCAAGGUUUCUUCGAUAUCCCUGUCGAUAACCUUUUCGCUGAGCCGGCGGUGCUAAAGUGGAUCAAAGAGAACAUUCCAGAUUGGAAAACUAGCAUUGUCGUGUCCCCCGAUGCUGGUGGUGCUAAACGAGUCACCUCCAUUGCUGACAGGCUGAAUGUUGAGUUUGCUCUUAUCCAUAAAGAAAGAAAAAAGGCAAAUGAAGUUGCGUCUAUGGUUUUAGUUGGUGAUGUUAAAGAUCGCACAGCAAUUUUAGUUGAUGACAUGGCUGAUACUUGUGGAACAAUUUGUCAUGCUGCAGAAAAACUAAUCGAAGCUGGUGCUGUAAAAGUGUAUGCAAUAUUAACUCAUGGUAUCUUCUCAGGACCAGCUAUUUCAAGGAUUAAUAAUGCAUGCUUAGAAGCUGUAGUUGUAACUAACACUAUACCUCAGGAAAGGCAUAUGCAGGAUUGUCCUAAAAUCCAGUGCAUUGAUGUAUCAAUGAUGCUUGCUGAGGCUGUAAGGCGUACCCAUAAUGGCGAGUCUGUUUCGUACCUAUUCUCUAAUGUUCCAUACUAGUAAAUUAUAUUUUAUGUAAUUAGGUUAUGGUCUCCGACUGUUUAUCACUGCUUGAAUGUUUUUGUCAAUUGAUAAAAUUCACUAGUGGCAUCUGAAGCAAAUUAUUAGCUAUAUAUUAAUGAAUGUACAUGAUAUUUGAUACCAGUGAUACAUUUCAGUGGUUCUUUUUAUAUGUUGGAAACCUACUAAUUUAAUUUUAGGUGUAAUUUUAGUUAUAAUCUCAAUAAGUUAAGGCUAGCGUGUCCAGCUUGCAUCAAUACAAUAAAAAGAGAACAUUUUGUCUAUGAAUUUUUAUAUAAAAAGGAAUAUACUGUAUUUUGAUACAAAAUUUCAUGACAUGUAUCUAGGUGUUUUUAUGUGUAGAAUAGAUCAAAACCCACACUAUAUAUGUUAUAGUAAGUACCUAUUACAGUCAACAUGCAUUUAAAUAAAUUUUACUGCAGUUUGAUUUUCUAAAGAAUAUAUUAUACAAAAACUUGUGAUAUUUAAAGAAAAAUUGUAUUUUUUUUACCUAAGUAAACACUUUACAAUAGAUCUGUUUUGGCAUUAUAUUAGAUGAAAACCCAGCUGUUUAUGAAGUUGAAUCUAAAUGAUCCAUAUUAUUAUGAACUUUUAAAAGACAUGUUUCUGUUUAUUUCCUUUUUUAUCGUUAUAAGUUACUUAUUAAGAUAAGAGAAUUUCUUAAACAUGCUUAAAAUGCUUUUAAUUAAGGCAAUACAUCUAAAAAAAAAGAUUGUGGCCUUUAUGAAUGUUAAAAGUUGGCAGUAAUUAAAAAAAUAUAUACUUAGGUGCAGUAUGAUUGUUAAAUUUUUUGACAGAUCUUUGGUGUAACUUUUAGUAGAUAUUAGCUCAUUGUUUAAAAUUAACAAAAUUUAAUAUUUUUAAUUGAAAUUUAGUGCCUCAUUUGUAAAUUAAAUGUUUUGUUUCUAAAUUACAACUUAUGUAUAAUUGGUCCUUACACUAAGACAUUAAAAAGU